GAGACCGAUAUGACUUUGGCAGCAAAUGAAAUCUUACUUCUAAAGCAAAAGAAAAAGCUUACAAUGCAAACAAGUGUUACAAAUGCCAACGAAGCACAGAAGUACUUUUCAUUUCCGAUAAAGAGUGCUAUACCGAGUAUCAACAUUACCACCAAAAAGAAGAAACUGGUUUUAAUCAUAUUUACAGGAUGGAUCUUGAAUAUUCUCUUCCAAAUCAAGAAAAAUAUUAAAAUCAAUGGAACUACAAUUAAAAUGGCAAGGAAACCUUGGAAAACAUAGCUAACUAUACCCUCUCUAAUUAUAGGAUCAUUAAUCAAAGAGCUUACAAACAACAGUACAAACAGUGCCAUUUGGACAAAAAAUAAAACUGAAAACAUGGUAUCCUUAUGUUUUGGUUUGUCUGGGAAUCUGCCGCCAAAUCCCCCGCCAUCGUUCAAAGACAUUCUCUCUUCUCUUUUAUCAACUACUACGCCAUUUACAAUUAUUCUAGUUGGUUUUUUUUUAAAUAAAGAUUUAAAAAAAUUUGAGCUUUUAUUUACUAUACCAUCAUUAUUAUCACUAGUAUUGUUGUUAUUAUUAUUAUUAUUAUUACUAUUUAUAUCGAUUUCGGAAUAUCCUUUAUCAUUUUCAUUAUUUAUUGUGUAGAUACUAUUAUUGUUAUUAUUAUUAAUAUUAUUAUUAUUACAGUCUUCAGAGGCUUCAUUUAAUCUUUCAUAUGGCUUUUUAUCUUCUAUACCCAUUUUUUUUAAUAUUCUAUUUAUUAUAAAAUAAAAUUAAUAAAAUUGAUAUUAAAAAAAGAUAAAAAUAAUAAAU
Dictyostelium purpureum is the source of this 813-nucleotide messenger RNA. RefSeq lists its product as uncharacterized. The coding region runs from base 10 to 279 and encodes 89 amino acids. NCBI's taxonomy places the organism in Eukaryota, Evosea, Eumycetozoa, Dictyosteliales, Dictyosteliaceae. The transcript has a single exon. The record is from RefSeq and is a predicted model, not a curated record.